AUGGCGUUUUGUGCAGCUGAAUUCGGGCUCCAGCCAUCAGUUCGCCCCAAACCACAAUUGCCGCCUGGGCUGGCGGCUCCCGGCCCCCGAACGGAUGAACCAGAAAUAGCCCUGGCGGGGCCGCGGGGCCCCUCCUCGCCUGCGGGCGCCGCGGGCUAUAAAGCGGCGCGGGCGCCCGGGCAGCCGCACCGAGCGCCGAGCACCCGCGGCACCAUGCGGACCCUCGUGCUGCUGACCCUGCUGGCCCUCGUCGCCCUCGCCCUCGGCCGCGGCGACUCGGACCGUUCCGCCAGCGCCGCCGACUCGCCCAGCUCCGAAGCCUUCGUCUCCCGCCGCGCCAGCGCCGAGCUGGUGCGCAGGCACAAGAGGAACUUCGCCGUGGGCAGCUCCUACGGCGCCGCGCCGGACCCGCUGGAGGCCAAGCGCGAGGUGUGCGAGCUCAACCCCGACUGCGACGAGCUGGCCGACCACAUCGGCUUCCAGGAGGCGUACCGGCGCUUCUACGGCCCCGUCGUCUAG
Messenger RNA from Rhea pennata, 519 nucleotides. It is a transcript of the gene BGLAP, whose product is annotated as bone gamma-carboxyglutamate protein. The transcript is spliced from 5 exons. The record is from RefSeq and is a predicted model, not a curated record. Gene Ontology annotation, cellular component: extracellular region. Gene Ontology annotation, biological process: regulation of bone mineralization; regulation of cellular response to insulin stimulus; response to vitamin K. Gene Ontology annotation, molecular function: hydroxyapatite binding; structural constituent of bone; calcium ion binding. The coding region runs from base 1 to 519 and encodes 172 amino acids. Lineage: Eukaryota; Metazoa; Chordata; Aves; Rheiformes; Rheidae.